Haemonchus placei is the source of this 579-nucleotide messenger RNA. NCBI's taxonomy places the organism in Eukaryota, Metazoa, Nematoda, Chromadorea, Rhabditida, Trichostrongylidae. The record is from the annotation of a GenBank genome assembly.
AUGUCGUACCGUGAUUCACUUCGUAUCUAUCGCAGUCGCUCAGUUGAUCUUGGCUUUUUGUCAAGAGAAAGUUACCUUGCACAAUGGAACAGAGAGCGAACCCCAGUUUUCAACCAAGAACGAUAUCGAAGUCAUGUUAGGCGAAGCUAUACACCAGUCAGAGAGAUUGCAGCCCCAGUCUAUGACACCCAUCAACCAUUGACGUAUCGUGACCGUACGCCAAUAGCGAUGGUAACUGCUCCUUACCAUACCAACAUCCAUUACCGAUCUGAAGAUCAACCAUUCCGUAAAUACGAUGUGUUCGGUCUACGUACAUGGAGCUACCCGAUAUACAAAUAUGUCUAUGGACGGGAACAGGACCAUCGGCGACCGUAUUCGUACAAUUCAUUCUUUCGACAAUAUGGUACAACGUCGCUGUACACACCACCGCAAUUGGCUCCUGAAAGCCGUCCAAUCACUACCAGACGAGGGUAUUCUGGCUAUGCCUACUUAGCUAGUGAAACGAACUACGAUAUCGCCAGUCAACCGAGAAGCCUUAAAAACUACAUGUAUACUCGGACAUACUUAGGAACUGCGUAA